Molecule: messenger RNA, 552 nt
Organism: Vicia faba (fava bean)
Lineage: Eukaryota; Viridiplantae; Streptophyta; Magnoliopsida; Fabales; Fabaceae
Source: the annotation of a GenBank genome assembly
AUGACACAAAUCUCUCGAAAUUCAAACCAGUUGUUGGGAUUCAAAUCCGAACCUAGAAAUGCAGUAGUGUUACAACUUUUGGAGAGAAUUUGGAACCGGAUUCCCUGCCUGCGAGGCGGGAAUGGGAAAAUUCAAAAGGAACAUGCAUCACUGGCAAAUUCAAAUGGCAGUGUCGGCGAUAUCGGAACAGGUGUCACCGUAGGUGUAGUGGCAUGGCACCGGCAAAAACAGGAAAGUAGAGAUCCCAGUUUUUUUUUCCGGGUUUAUCUGUAUAAAGUUUCAUUUCUAGAAAACAUUAAAGGCAGCCACAUGGCUUAUUUUGGAGUACAAGAUUCAUCGGUUGGAAUCCAGAUCCGGAUAAUUUAUCCCUCAUUUCAGCCCCACACAGCUCAACUAUGCACAGAGGAUUUCCGGCGAGAACCAAAAAAGAUAUCAGAUCAUAGUCAUACAAACAGUUCAAAGAAAAAUGCAUCCAAGUUUCAGACAAAUCAAUACUACCAAACACAGCCUAAGCACACAAAACCAUCAAAAACCAAAACUCUUAACCGUUAG